Molecule: messenger RNA, 1867 nt
Organism: Solanum pennellii
Lineage: Eukaryota; Viridiplantae; Streptophyta; Magnoliopsida; Solanales; Solanaceae
Product: 3-isopropylmalate dehydratase large subunit, chloroplastic-like
Exons: 15
Coding region: 153-1682 (509 amino acids)
Biological process (GO): amino acid biosynthetic process
Molecular function (GO): 3-isopropylmalate dehydratase activity; 4 iron, 4 sulfur cluster binding
Source: RefSeq, a predicted model, not a curated record
CACGAUUCGUUUUUUUUUGUGAACAAAUCUUGUGGGACCUUAUCAUUCAUAGCACGACCAUUUUUUCCUUCAUCAGCCGCCAUUUAUUUGGGCUAUAACUUCUUCUUCUUCUCGUCGACCCCUUAAGAUUUAGCAGAAAAAAUCUAUUAGCAAUGGCGGCGUCUUCAGCUAUAGCUUCAAGUUCUACAACUUUCAUCAAUAAGAAAGAUGUGGGUCUAUCUGCCUUCUCUUCACAAGCUUCAUUUUCCGUUCAAACUGCUCGGAAAAGGAUAUCCAAGAGAAUUGUUUCUGUGAUGACACCUCAGCAGACUGAAAGAAAACCUGCCACAACUGGAUCAGUAAAGACUGGGAUGACUAUGACUGAGAAGAUAUUAGCUAAGGCUUCUGAUAAGCCUGACGUGAGCCCUGGUGAUAAUGUCUGGGUGAAUGUUGAUGUUCUGAUGACUCAUGAUGUUUGUGGCCCUGGCUCUAUUGGAAUUUUUAAGAAAGAGUUUGGACAGAAUGCUAAGGUCUGGGAUCGUGAAAAGCUUGUCAUUAUACCUGACCAUUACAUAUUCACAACUGACGAACGAGCAAACCGUAACGUGGAUAUCUUGAGGGAUUUCUGCAAUGAACAAAAUAUUAAGUACUUCUAUGACAUAAAAGAUUUGGGGAACUUCCGUGCUAAUCCUGAUUACAAGGGUGUCUGCCACGUUGCUCUUGCACAAGAAGGUCACUGCAGACCUGGAGAGGUUUUGCUGGGUACAGACUCCCACACAUGUACUGCUGGAGCUUUCGGGCAAUUCGCCACUGGAAUUGGCAAUACUGAUGCAGGUUUUGUGUUGGGUACUGGAAAGAUUCUGCUCAAGGUGCCUCCAACUUUGAGAUUUGUAAUGGAUGGUGAAAUGCCUGAUUACUUGCUUGCUAAGGACUUAAUUUUGCAAAUUAUUGGUGAAAUUUCAGUGGCUGGUGCUACUUACAAAGCAAUGGAGUUUGUUGGCACGACAGUUGAAAGCUUGACUAUGGAAGAAAGAAUGACAUUAUGCAACAUGGUUGUUGAAGCUGGUGGAAAGAAUGGUGUCAUCCCAGCUGAUAAAACGACAUAUGACUAUCUUGAGGGUAGGACUUCUGUGCCCUAUGAACCUGUUUAUAGUGAUGAAGGAGCCAGAUAUCUUAAGGAGUACAGAUUCGAUGUUUCCAAGUUGGAGCCCUUAGUGGCUAAGCCUCAUUCUCCUGAUAAUCGUGCUUUGGCAAGAGAGUGCAAAGAUGUCAAAAUCGACAGAGUAUAUAUUGGAUCUUGUACUGGUGGAAAGACAGAGGACUUCAUGGCUGCUGCAAAAGUUUUUCUAGCUUCCGGAAAGAAGGUAAAGGUUCCCACUUUCCUUGUUCCUGCUACCCAAAAGGUAUGGAUGGAUGUAUAUAGCCUCCCAGUUCCAGGAUCAGGUGGCAAAACAUGUUCCCAGAUUUUUGAGGAGGCAGGUUGCGAUACACCUGCAAGUCCUAGUUGUGGUGCUUGCUUGGGUGGCCCUAAAGACACUUAUGCACGCAUGAAUGAAGCUCAGGUCUGUGUAUCAACCACGAAUAGGAACUUCCCUGGUCGAAUGGGACACAAGGAAGGCCAGAUUUAUCUUGCAUCUCCGUAUACAGCUGCAGCAUCAGCAUUGACCGGUUAUGUCACUGAUCCCCGAGAGUUUUUGCAGUGAAGUUCCUCGAUGACCUCGUUUUAGGAGUUUGGAUUAUGUUGUACACUAACAGAUGAGUGAAUCUUGAGCUUUUGAUGCUUAUAUAUUCCUGAGGAAGGCCGCGCCCGAUGUGUUUCUCUUUUUUCUCUUUACUCCCGAGAAAUGAAUGCUCUUCUGCAAUAAAAUGAGAACUCCUUAACUCCUAA